This is a messenger RNA of Gossypium raimondii (Peruvian cotton), 1999 nucleotides long. RefSeq lists its product as uncharacterized. The transcript is spliced from 13 exons. NCBI's taxonomy places the organism in Eukaryota, Viridiplantae, Streptophyta, Magnoliopsida, Malvales, Malvaceae. The record is from RefSeq and is a predicted model, not a curated record. The coding region runs from base 344 to 1681 and encodes 445 amino acids.
CUACACUCGCCUCGUGUCCCAACCUGCCACGUCAUAGCUCCUGCCAAUUCCCGAAUCCCCGUUCGCUUUUCUUUUUACAUAUAAAUUAGGGUUUGUGUAAUUCUCGCAACCCAUUUCCUUUCCUUGGCUUUAUACUCUAAAAAGGUUUUUCUGUAUCACUUUAAUGGCUGCAUCCUCCCCCCAUUCACUUCUCAUAUCGUCUUCCUUGUUCUAUUUGGAUUCUUUUUGGGUUUUUCGUUUUUUCGAUCGUUGUUUAAUUUCAAACCUAUCUCAUUCUCAGAUUCUUAGUCAACCUUGUAGUUUCUAACAUAUAAAAACCGACGGCCGAGAAGUAGUCACCAACAUGGGAAAACGUAAAACUCAGCGCAAUAAUGCGGCGAUGUUAGAUAGUGACGAUGAUAAUAGUAGUGUAAGUUCAUCGUCGACCAUGCGUUCCGCUGGAAUGUCGGUUUCCGGAACUGAAGAAGUAGAGCUUAAUAAGGAUAGUUUACUUGAUGAAGCUGUGGAUAAUUUAUACGAAAAGAGGGGUUCAACGCGAGAGAAGGCUUUGGCCUCGAUUAUCGAGGCUUUCAACAGCAACUUGCAGCAUGAGUUCGUGGAGAAGAAGUUUGCUACAUUAUUGCACCGGUGCCUGAAUUCCAUCAAAAAGGGGUCCAGCAAAGAGAUAUCUUUAGCUUCCCAUACCAUUGGUUUGCUGGCUUUAACUAUUGGUCCCGGAGACAAAGCACGGGAAAUAUUGGAGGAAUCAAUCACUCCUGUUUCACAGGCUUUUAAGUCUGGUUACGAAUCUUCUAAGAUAGCUUCGUUACUGGAGUGUUUGGCUAUCAUCAGUUUUGUUGGGGGAAUUGAACCAGAGGAAACAGAAAAAUCAAUGCAAAUUAUGUGGCAGUUGGUUCACCCUAAACUAGGCUCUAAUGUUAUUACUGUCAAACCUUCUGCUGUUGUAAUAACAGCGGUUGUGUCUGCCUGGUCAUUUCUUUUGACAACUAUGGAUAGAUGGAGUCUCAGUCCCAAACUUUGGCUAGAAUCCAUCACAUAUUUGUCUAGUUUGCUAGAUAAGGAUGACCGAUCUGUUCGCAUUGCUGCUGGGGAAGCACUGGAAGUAAUUUUUGAGAUGGGAAGCUUAGAGAAGUUUGCUACUGAAGCUGAAGGUUCAAAUAAUGGCUCAGUUUCUGAAGGGAAUAAAUCUAAAGAAGGAUUAUUACAUAUACAAGGAUUGAGGGCAAAAAUUCUGAAUCAAGUCAGAGACCUCUCUGUGGAAGCUGGUGGUAAAGGUUCUGCAAAGAAAGAUCUUAAUUACCAAAGGAGUUUGUUUAAGGAUGUUUUGGAGUUCCUUGAGGAUGGUUAUUGUCCCGAGACAUCAAUGAAGAUCGGCGGGGAGUCACUUCAGACAUCAACAUGGUCUCAGUUGAUUCAGUUGAACUUUUUUAGGCGCUUUCUUGGUGGAGGUUUCACUAAACACAUGCAGGAAAACGAGUUCCUUCAAGAUGUUUUUGGCUUCACGCCAAAAAGGAAUCUUGUAGGCGGCGAACAUGUAUCCAACAAUUUAAAGAGAAUGUACAAAUCACCAAAUUCAGUCAUCAACAAAGCAAGAACCCAGCACUUGAACAAGCAGCGGAUGCUAUCCGAGCGUAAAAACAUUGGGCACUUUGCUGUCAAUGUUGGUGAUGAAGAUUCAUAAACUUCUACGGGACAGAAACCGGGCAUGUGGUGCUGGAUUAGCGUGUCAUUUGUUAUUAAGUUUUGGGUAAUGUUGGCGAUGGCUCUACAUACAGAUAAAAUUGUAAUUGUGGCAAUGAAUAACAACAAGCGGCCAUUUCAGAUUAGUGUCCAUCAUUCCUGUAAUGAACCAAUGAUGUGUCUCUCAAGCUAUAUUAUAAUAUUACUUAUAUUCAGUAUGUAUCAUUACUGAUAUUCAAAUAUGAGCAUUCAUCUUUGUAUGAAAGAAUAUGUUCGUGUAGGAUAAAUAUAUGGUGUCCAAACAUUUUAUUGUUGAGAA